UACCGUCACCUUAGGGCGCACCAACUUUUUUUGUAACUCUUUCCGCUGUACCCACGAGAGUCAACGAGCCACCUCACCCCGUGCCAGUCGGACCUGUAUGGCCCCAUCGAUCGCCAUGUCAGCUUUGACCGCUGGUUUGAAAACCGAAGAGCUCCCUCCCCGCUCGGUUCUCGUCAGCAGAAGCGAGAUGCAGACCAGCCUGAGCCCCGCAGAGGAGACCGUGAAGCCCAAAGUUGCUAUUUUGCCCUUCAGCGUCGAGGCACUGAUGGCUGAUAGGAAACCCAGCAGAGAGGUGGCAUCCCCGGAUGCCCCGUCCGUUCCCGGGACGUCCCACGCGCUGGGAAAGGGCGUCAGGAUGGGUUCUUUUGGUAGUCUGGAUACUUCAGUUCCUGCUUUACCCAUGAGCUCCUCGUUUUCAGUGGGCGACAUCAUGAAUAUGCCAGAAGACGUGUUGAUAAAACCUGAGAGCCCGGACAAUAACGAGAGGACUUCAUGGCUGCAGAGUCCUCGUUUUUCUCCCACACCUCCGCGAAGGUUGAGUCCUCCUGCAUGUCCCCUGCGAAAACACAAGACAAACAGAAAGCCCCGGACUCCCUUCACCACGUCCCAGCUGCUGGCCCUAGAGAGAAAGUUCCGCCAGAAGCAGUACCUUUCCAUCGCUGAGCGCGCAGAGUUCUCCAGUUCCCUCAACUUGACGGAGACCCAGGUGAAAAUCUGGUUUCAGAACAGGAGAGCCAAAGCCAAGCGGCUGCAGGAGGCAGAACUUGAAAAACUGAAAAUGGCAGCUAAGCCCAUGCUGCCUCCAGCUUUCGGGAUUUCCUUUCCUCUCGGUGCGCACGUCCCCGCGUCCUACGCAGGGUCGCACCCUUUCCAGAGGCACUCGCUGCCGGUUUCCCCUGUGGGACUGUACGCCGCUCACGUCGGAUACAGUAUGUACCACCUCGCUUGACAGGGGACGAAGGACACGUGCAGUGGGACACAAGGGGGGUUAGGCUACUCUCGAGGGCCACGCGAGAGGGGAGGGGGCUCCUCGGACAGGUGAGGUAACACUUAAUACUAAAUAAAGAGGCAUCCUGGCGGUGAACUCCGUGUCACAUCUUGUCAGGGGGGCAAGACCUCCAAACAGACCCCCUUCUGAGGACCUUGAAGUUUAUCCACUUCCCUCGACCUCGCCAGUAAGUUCACACACUGCAAAAAUUAUCCAACUUUAGUCAUUUACUCCUGAACUUAAUGAUAAUGCCAAUCAGGAACGUAAUGAUAUAAAUAUUAAUUCAGAAAAUAAUCUGUGUGAGACUAAAUGACUUUAAAAUGGAGAUUUUUGCGGUGCAGAGGUGGAAAAAUUAUUUAGUGCCUGUAGGCCUGUGAAAUGUCACAAAUGGACAGUCAAGUAUGGACACUAGACUGCGUGCUGUAGUGUGUCAAACGUAGCCCACUCCGUUACAUUUAAGCCUUUUUAAAAAGGCUAUUAAACCAGCUUCUUGACAUUCAGCACCAGUAAACUUAUGUUGGGCUUCCAUCGCAUCAGUGGGCUGCUGUCACACUGCAAAGAGAACAUCGUUUUUUCUGCAUUCAUAUCAAUGCGUAACUAUAGUGGGUUACUGAAUCCAGUGUCAAUGAAUGCUCUUUGUGAAUUUGAAGAACCACAGCAUUUUGGGGGGGGGGGUUUUUGGGGUUGGGUUUUUUUUUUUAUAACAGCACUGUCUGUUGUUGGAAUGAUUCCCUUCGGAAGGGAUAUGUGUACUGUAAAAUAAUGUAUAUUUGAAGAAUAUCCUCAUUUAUAUUAUGAAUAUAUUUGUGACAUAACUUAACAAUAAAUUGUUUAUUCUUUUUCAUUAA
Plectropomus leopardus (leopard coralgrouper) is the source of this 1836-nucleotide messenger RNA. It is a transcript of the gene msx1a, whose product is annotated as muscle segment homeobox 1a. Gene Ontology annotation, cellular component: nucleus. NCBI's taxonomy places the organism in Eukaryota, Metazoa, Chordata, Actinopteri, Perciformes, Serranidae. Gene Ontology annotation, biological process: regulation of transcription by RNA polymerase II; embryonic morphogenesis. The record is from RefSeq and is a predicted model, not a curated record. Gene Ontology annotation, molecular function: RNA polymerase II transcription regulatory region sequence-specific DNA binding; DNA-binding transcription factor activity, RNA polymerase II-specific.